UAAAAAAUGUUAUAAUCUAAAAGAGAGUAAUAUAGGUUUCAUAUAUUACCAUAAUCAGUUGUUGGGUUGGCUUACGUAACCUUUUUCUUUUUAAAAAAAACAAGUGCCAAAAAUACAAGCUUUGUGCCUGAGAAAAAAAAGAGUUUUGACAUUUUAAUUUUUUCUUGGUUCCACUUUUUACUUCCCGCUAAAUUAAAAUAUUUUAAAUUUGUAUUAAUUAUGAUAUCAAAUCCAUAUUAAGAUGAUACGCAUUUAAGUGUAUAAUAAUUUAAUGAUUAAUUAUAUUAAAUAAGAGGAUUUAUAUAUUCUUUGGUUUUGUAAGAAUGGAUUCAAAACCAGUAAGGAUGGUUAAUGUUGUUCCAAUAUCAAGACUUAAGAAAGUACCACUGCCAGAUGAUAGUGAAGACACUGUGGCAUGUCGUAUAUGCAAUAAGUCUUUUGCUAAUGAAGUUGCAUUGAAGAACCACAGCCGUAUUGAGCACAUUGAUGCUCUGCUUAGUGGCCAAGAUAUUUGUGUAAGAAAAAUUAAGGCUGUUGCAAUCUCCAAGGACAAAAGAAAAAAAGAAAUGCAAGAUGUAGAGUCAGAACACAUAAUUCUCUCUGUGGAACCAAUAGAUAUUAUGAACAUAGCCUUGGCACAGGAUUUUAUCAUAAAUAAGGAUGAAAAUGAUACAAAUUCAAGUGAUGGCGAGAAGAAAGCCAAAAGAGCUAAAAUAGAAAAGGCGAAAGUGGCCGUUAAGAAAGUUAAAGAAGUGAAGGCCAUCACCGGCCCCUUUGAGUGUCUUCAGCCAUCAUCUCUAGUUUCCGAUAGUAUAUGUCACCAGAUGUUCUUCUCUUGCUGCGAGUACUCGACACAUAUCAGAGACGAACACACGCGACGAAGGAAGGGUGUCAAGUGUCAGGUAUGCGAGAAACCACUCACCAUUGUUCUUGGAAAUGAACAGUUACCUUACACUUGUCAGUUUUGCGCCGCCGGCUUCGAACGCUGCAUGGAAUUAUCCGACCACGUGACAAAACACCACAAUAAAAUAAAACCAUACCAAUGCACAGUUUGCAAUAAACGUUUCACCCAGCAGGGCGGCCUCGUCCAACACAUGCGAGCGCAUUCGGGAGACAAGCCCUUUAAUUGCACCUUCUGCCCUAAAUCCUUCACGCAAAAAUCCGGCCUAGACCAACACUUACGAAUACACACAAAAUCCAAACCAUACAAAUGCGUCAUAUGUAGCAAAGCGUUCUGUCAAUCCGUACACUUGCAACAACACAUGCGCACGCACACAAAUGUGGCGCCGUUUCAGUGUAUCAUAUGCCAGAAACGGUUCAAGCAGAGCAGCCAUUUGAAUUACCAUUUAAAAUACCACAACCCGUUGAACAUGACGGACGAGCAGAAAGAGAAAUAUUCGGAGCUGAUGCGAAUGAUGGGCAAGGAGAGCGUCUUCGAAUUGCUCGACUCGAAAGGUGAAAGGCUUGGAAGUGAAGGGAACGAAGUUAAAAGUGAAGAAGUGAUUUGUGUUGAGGAGGAAUUGGUGGUGGAUGGACAGGAAUUGCUGGAACAUGAUCUCAAUGCAGUUGAAGUUGUUUAUUUAGAUUCAAUUUAGUUAUUGACCGCCUGACACGCAAUAUUCAAUUGAUAUCCUUAAGUCUGUGGAUUUAUAGAUUUUCUAAUACAUUAUAUAUAUAUAGUAUAAGAUCCCGAUAUACAACGACCUUCACCGAGAUGCUUAUUUAAUGAAACGUAUUUUAUAUUUAAUUUAAU
Molecule: messenger RNA, 1753 nt
Organism: Pieris napi
Lineage: Eukaryota; Metazoa; Arthropoda; Insecta; Lepidoptera; Pieridae
Product: zinc finger protein 28 homolog
Exons: 8
Coding region: 324-1595 (423 amino acids)
Biological process (GO): regulation of transcription by RNA polymerase II
Cellular component (GO): nucleus
Molecular function (GO): RNA polymerase II cis-regulatory region sequence-specific DNA binding; DNA-binding transcription factor activity, RNA polymerase II-specific
Source: RefSeq, a predicted model, not a curated record